Messenger RNA from Merops nubicus (carmine bee-eater), 585 nucleotides. Its product is annotated as gonadotropin-releasing hormone II receptor-like. NCBI's taxonomy places the organism in Eukaryota, Metazoa, Chordata, Aves, Coraciiformes, Meropidae. The record is from RefSeq and is a predicted model, not a curated record. Gene Ontology annotation, biological process: G protein-coupled receptor signaling pathway. Gene Ontology annotation, cellular component: membrane. Gene Ontology annotation, molecular function: gonadotropin-releasing hormone receptor activity; peptide binding.
UUUUUCUUCUUCCACCUGCACACAGUCCCAGGAGGGAACUUCAUCCAGUUCAUUACUCACAGGAGCCUCCAAGCACACUGAGAGGAGACCGUCUACAAGAUGUCCACCUCCACCAGCCUCUGCAUCACCCUGAGCAUCACAAUCAUUUGCUACAUCCAGGUCGUUUGGGAGAUCAGUGAACAGCUGAAGAUCAGCAAAGGUUUGACAAGAACUCACAAAGAGCACAUGAAGACUCUCAAGAUGUCCAUAGUGAUUGUUGCCACCUUCAUCAUCUGCUGGGCCCCAUACUACCUCCUGGGCUUGUGGUACUGGUUUCAGCCAGCCACGAUCCAGAAGAUGCCAGAGUAUGUCCACCACAGCUUCUUUCUCUUUGGCCUGCUGCACACAUGCACAGACCCCAUCAUUUAUGGACUGUACACCCCCUCCUUUUGGGGGGACAUGCAGCUGUGUCUCAGGGGCAUUGAAACAGCCAUUACCAGGCAGGAGAGACACAAACCCAUGGAGGAGAACAUCAAGGGUGAUGCUGUAAAUGGUGGGGUGGCAACAGGGGGCUCCAGUGGGACAACGGUCCACACGGUGUGCUGA